CCAGAAUUAUUAUAGCCGGAAAUUUUAUCGCCCACUUGCCGCCGCUAUGAAUGGACGGCAGUUCCCGCCAGAAUUUCAGCCGAAUACUUUAUCGGCCACGUGCGUACAGAAAGUCAUCGAGGCACAGGACUCGCCAUAGCUAAAAGCUAUGUGAGCGAAGUCGCCAUAGCUAAAAGAUAUUUGAGCGUACUGAAAGCAUCGAGGGGCGGAAUUAGAUCACCCUCGUUCGCGGUCGUAAGCGUAGAAGGUAGGGGUGGGGGUUAUGCUCAUUUGUGAGCGUAGAAGGUAAUAAGGGUGGGGGUCAUUCGUGGAUGAGGGAGUAGUGGGUAAGGGACAUUUUUCUUCUUGUAAGUGAGCGUACAAGGCAAGCUAGGGGUCGUUCUUGAAUGUGACUGUGGGAGGCGGUGGGAGGGGGGAGGGGGAGGGGUCAUUCUUUUAUCUGUUAGCGUAGAGGCGCAACGGGGUGACGUGACUUCAACACGACGAUCGUACGAUCGUUGUACGGUUGAAGUAUACGCCGCUUGGAGGUGACAAGGGGAGUUAAGAGCAGCAGCUUCAAUCCAAGUUCUAGCUAUGGCGGCGGCGGGAAGGCAAGAUGGGCUGGCUAUGGCGGACGGGCUAGUUCUUGUAGACGACGACGGCACUUAUGAUUACGAUCUCGUCACGAUUGGAGUGGGAAGCGGAGGGACUCGAGGCUCGCGGAUGGCAGCAAGCUAUGGAGCCAAGGUGUGUUCUUCGAGGAUGUGUACCCAAGAAGAUUUUAGUCUAUGGUUCACAGUUCGGUUCUGAGUUUGAGGAUGCUGAAGGCUAUGGGUGGAAACUGGAGAAGCCGGAAUUCGAUUGGAAGAAAUUGAUUGUCGGCAAGACAAAGGAGAUUGAACGGUUGAAUGGCAUUUACAAGAGGAUACUAGCAAAUGCCGGUGUCACUUUGAUCGAGGGGGAGGGGAAGCUUUUGGACGCGCACACAGUGCAAGUGACACCCCCCGCAGGGGAGGUCAAGUACAUCACUGCAAAGCACAUACUGAUUGCGACGGGGAGCCGUGCUGCGGUGCUUAACAUUCCGGGCAAGGAGUAUGGUAUUACCUCAGAUGAAGCUCUUAGCCUGGAGCAGUUCCCGAAGAGAGUUGUUGUUGUGGGUGGAGGGUAUAUAGCUGUUGAGUUUGCCGGGAUCUUUAAAGGAUUGGGCUCAGAAGUUCAUAUCAUGUAUAGGAAAGAGUUGCCUUUGAGGGGGUUUGAUCAGGAAAUGAGAGUUAUUGUGGCUGAAAACUUGAAGGCGCGAGGCAUCAAAGUCCACGCAGGUCUUAAUCCGAAACGUAUUGAAAAGACGGCGGAUGGGCUCGUUGUUACGACGGACAAGGGCGAAAAACUUGUCGGGGAUGUGGUAAUGUUCGCAACAGGUCGGAAGCCGAAUGUAAGGCGGUUAAACCUGAAGGCGGCGAGCAUUGCAACGGAUGAAGUCGGCGCCAUCGUUGUGAACGAGUAUUCACAAACAAAUGUCCCAAAUAUUUGGGCUGUGGGCGAUGUGACCAAUCGAAUCAAUCUUACGCCAGUGGCGUUGAUGGAAGGGAUGGCUUUUGCGAAAACAGUUUUCGGACGACAGCCGACAAAGCCAGACUACCAGUUUGUUCCCUCAGCUGUCUUCUGCCAGCCUCCAAUGGCGGUGGUUGGCUACACUGAAGAUGAAGCUGUAGCAGAGGGAACGGGUGAUAUCGUCGUCUACACCUCGAGUUUCACCCCUAUGAAGAACACAAUCUCUGGGCGAUCGGAAAAGACGUUGAUGAAACUCAUAGUGGACUCCGCCACCGACAAAGUUCUGGGGGCUGCCAUGUGUGGUCCGGAUGCUGCCGAAAUUAUGCAGGGUAUAGCCAUUGCAAUGAAAUGCGGUGCAACAAAGGCGCAGUUCGAUUCCACGGUUGGAAUACAUCCUUCAGCUGCUGAGGAAUUUGUUACAAUGCGAACGCCAACCCGGAGGGUUGCUGGGAGAAAGAAGGGGGCAAAUCUAUGAUUAAUGCCGAAGGUGAUAUUAUUAUGAGACCUAGAACGGAAGAUGACAUCAAUAACUGUUGUUUUUCGUUUGAAAGUUGUUGGAGGGGGAGAGGUGAAGAAAAACAAAAACAAAAAAAAAAGAGAGCGAUAAUUGGGUGGAGCACAUGUUGAGGUCUGCGCAACAUUGUAUAGACGCCACCUUUUCUUUUCGCUUUUUUUUCCCCUUCGGUUUCGAUGUUAGUUUGUGAAGGUUUCGGCAGCAGCAUGGCAGCCAGUUGCAGGGGCUGAAUAGGUCAUUUAGCCUUAUAAAAUGCGUUUGGUUGGAUGGCGGGGGGUUAAAGGCCCUGUUGUCCCCAUCGUAUUAUUUUCUGAUGAUCAAAGCCGUGAACACUGGGCCCAUUUGUAAAAAAUAAUAAUAAAAGUUAUAAGACUAA
Molecule: messenger RNA, 2420 nt
Organism: Chara braunii
Lineage: Eukaryota; Viridiplantae; Streptophyta; Charophyceae; Charales; Characeae
Source: the annotation of a GenBank genome assembly